Messenger RNA from Hylaeus anthracinus, 4051 nucleotides. It is a transcript of the gene Ppa, whose product is annotated as F-box/LRR-repeat protein 14. Gene Ontology annotation, biological process: SCF-dependent proteasomal ubiquitin-dependent protein catabolic process. Gene Ontology annotation, cellular component: SCF ubiquitin ligase complex. The coding region runs from base 1219 to 2709 and encodes 496 amino acids. NCBI's taxonomy places the organism in Eukaryota, Metazoa, Arthropoda, Insecta, Hymenoptera, Colletidae. The record is from RefSeq and is a predicted model, not a curated record. Gene Ontology annotation, molecular function: protein binding. The transcript has a single exon.
CUUCGAUGAUUCCUGACGUGGACGGCUGCGGUUCGUUAUCCAUUUCCUUUUUAAUUUUCCCUAACAUUACACUCACGAACACUAAGGCUCUUGUACUUAAUUUAAUACAAGUAAAAAAUUACAAUUAAAUUACAAAUAAAAAACGCGGGGAAAAUUGCACGAGCCCCUUAAAUGCGCCUCCUCUAGCGGUUCGGAUACAUGUAUGGUAGCAGACGACAUGUAGCCGUGACGUCAGCUUACGCAUGCGCAGAAAGGAAUUCCUCGAAGGAAAAAUCCCACGAAUGUCCGUCACUGCCGCGACAUCUGACUACGGGCGACCGGAACAACAGUUCGCGACUGGCGACGCAUCGGUGAAUGUUUCGGCGAUAUGUCGUUUGAGGCCAGUCGUGGUUCCGCGACACGUUUGAUCGCCGCGAGGACGAAAAUGGUAACGUGCACGCCGCGGUAUCAUCGCCAGGUGAGGUACCGGGGCUGCCUUUGACGCUGUUCGCGUUCGUUUCGUGCUCGUUCCAGGCGAACGUAACGGCGGUGUGCGUGCGAGUAUCGCGCGUAUAUAUAUAUAUACAUAUAUAUAUAUAUAUAUGGUGUCUGAAAAGAGGUGAUCGGUGCGACGAGGAGAGGAACUGGACGUGGAGAAAGAAAGAAAAGAAAAGGAAAAAUAAAGAAGGCAAGCACGCGCUGUGGAUGAAUGCACGCACGGACGUAUAUAUACGCAGCCGGGAGGAAACGAGAGGGCCGCGGGGGGAGGUUGAAUGAGAGCUGGCGGGAAGUGAGCGAGAGAGUGCGCGAGUGAGUGAGUGAGAGGGACGGACGAUAUAAGACAAAGACGUACUGGCGAGCGAAGCGUGGAGCGAGGCGAGGGCGAGUUAAAAAAUACGGUUCCAUGCGCGUGGCGUGCUCGGGAACGAUUGCUGGUACGUCUCGAAGUCCACUCUUCGCCAUCGAUGCAUCGAAGACAGGACACGGUCACCCAGGCGUACGUUUUCAAAACAAACGGAAGGCUCCUAUCGUCAAAAAAUCUCCAGAGGAGAGGGAGGGACUCGAAGAGGUUAAAGGGAAGAUACCAUAGAAAACUAACCCUAUAUAUGUACGUAUGUACGUAUAUAUGUGUACAUAUAUAUUUAUACAUAGAUAGAUAGAGUGAUAACGAAUAAAAGAUAGAAACCAAUACAUAUAUGUCUGCAUGUACGUAUAUAUGGAGGAAACUGUCCCUACACCAUGGAGGAAAGUCAUCUGUUGAUGACAGAGCUCCCAGUGUUGCCCACCAACCGUGGCACGACGCUCCUCCACCGUUCAGGACACUACUACCAGCUGCACCAGCCGCACCUGGCCAUACCGAGCUCUCAGAGCCAAGGUAUCCUCUACAACCCCGCCACUACGCCGCAUUACACCAGCGGCGUCAGCCUGCCAGGGUACACGCAGAGCAUCCUGUCCAGGCAGCAGCCCCAAGUCGCCAGAGACAACGUCCCGACAAGCACGCACAUCUCUUGCCUUUAUCCAGAGAUACUGGCGUUGAUCUUUAGCUACCUGGAAGUCAGGGACAAGGGAUGCGCUGCUCAAGUGUGCAUAGCGUGGAGAGACGCAGCGUACCAUCGGUCCGUUUGGAGGGGAGUCGAGGCAAAGUUGCACCUGAGGAAGCAGGCACCUGCGUUGUUCGCUAGCCUAGUAAAGAGGGGAGUGAAGAGGGUGCAGGUGCUGUCGCUGAGGAGAGGCCUCGGGGACGUUCUUAAGGGCAUACCGAACUUGGAGUCGCUGAACCUCUCAGGCUGCUACAACAUCAACGACCUAGCCUUGAUGAAAGCGUUCUCCCAGGAAUACCCCAUGCUCACCGAGCUGAACCUUUCGUUGUGCAAACAAGUGUCGGACAUUACUCUUAGUUGUAUAGCGAAGUAUCUGCAGAAUCUGGAGCACCUGGAGCUCGGUGGCUGCAGGAACAUCACCAACGACGGGCUGCUGUGCAUAGCUUGGUACUUGAAAAAGCUGAAGAGGCUGGAUCUGAGAAGCUGCUGGCAGGUGUGCAACGAUGGCAUCGCUUAUCUAGCAGGUAUACAUCCGCAGACACAUAGUGCGAGCUUCCUGAUGGAGCAGUUCGCUGGUAUAGUUAACUUCGACGCAGCUGGUGGGAACUUUGCCCUGGAACAUUUGAGUCUUCAAGAUUGCCAGAGGGUGACCGAUGAGGCCCUGCGGCACAUAUCCACAGGAUUGACCACCUUGAAGUCCAUCAACCUCUCCUUCUGCGUCUGCAUCGGCGACACAGGCGUGAAACACCUGGCCAAGAUGUCCAGCUUGAGGGAGCUGAACCUCAGGUCCUGCGACAACAUCUCCGACGUCGGCAUGGCUUACUUGGCCGAAGGUGGGAGCAGAAUCUCCUCGCUGGACGUGUCGUUCUGCGACAAGAUCAGCGACCAAGCUCUGGUUCACAUUUCUCAGGGGCUGUUCAACCUGAAGUCUCUGUCGCUGUCCGCCUGCCAGAUCAGCGACGAGGGCAUCUGCAAGAUCGCCCAGACCCUCCACGACCUGGAGACGUUGAACAUCGGCCAGUGCAGCAGGUUGACGGACAAGGGCCUCUACACGAUCGCGGAGAGCAUGAAGCACUUGAAGUGCAUCGACCUCUACGGAUGCACCAGGAUAAGCACCAGCGGGCUCGAGAGGAUCAUGAAGCUGCCACAGCUGAGCACGUUGAAUCUUGGUCUAUGGCACGUGCGGUGAUGGCUUUUUCUAAACAGUAUUCAGGAUUUGCGUCCCAUCCGCGGAACGACCGAGGCGUCUCGUCCGAUUGCUCGAUGAACGAUUAUCAAUUUUCACCUUUUUACCAAAUUACACGCGGAUACGAUACGCCUUCUUCGUUCACGUUCUCGUUGUAAUGCGGUUGCUAGACUGGGGAUGUUUCUGUAUUUAUGAAAGGAGGACGGAUUGGGAUGUGGAAGGGCUACGGAGAAUAUCAAUGGUGGUAUUCGUGGUACAUUGUUUAUAGGACAGACUUUUAUAUGAGCUUAAAUUCUUGUUACGUAUGAAAAUAGGAAUUUGUACAAUGGAAAUACGAAUGGGAAAAGGAAAUAUUGAUCAAUCUAUGAAAUCAAAUGCAAAAGUAUAGAGAAUAUCAAGGGUAACAUUCAGGUUACGUUGCUUAAAAAAUAGGAUAAACUUUUGUACAAGCUUAAAUUCAUUUCUGUAUGAAGAUAUCAAUUUGUAGAAUGAAAAUACUAAUGGCAAGAGGAAAUAUUGAUCAAUCUAUGAAAAUAAAUGCAAAAGUGCAGAGAAUAUCAAAGGUAAUAUUCAUGUUACGUUGCUUAGAAAAUAGGAUAAACUUUUGUACAAGCUUAAAUUCAUUUCUGUAUGAAAAUACUAGUGAAACUAUAGAGAAAUUUAGGAAAUUGUCAUUCUACAGGAAUAAUGUACGUGUUACACUGUUUAAAAAAUACUACAAAAUUUUGUAUGAACUUACAUUUAUUUCUGUAUGAAGAUAUGAAUUGAAAUGAAAAUGCAAUUUGGAAGUGUAGAAAAAUGAAUGAAAAUAUGUCUAAACGAAGGUACAUAUAAACAAUAUAAAUAUAAACAAGGAAAUUAAACAAUAAUGUACACGUUAGACUGUUUAUAAAAUAGGACAAACUUUUGCCUAAGAUAAAUUUGCAUAAACAUCCGCAGUCUAGCAAUAAUCUACUGCUCCCGUUUCGCCUACGAUAUAUCCUUUGAAUAGAAGCGUUACCAUCAGAGGGUAAAACGCAUAUACGUGUCUAUGGCAUUCUUUGAACGAAUGUACAUUUACCCUUUGAGUAAAGAUGUUACCGUCAGAGAGUGAAACGUAUAUAUGCGUCUACAGCGUUCUUCAAAUCGAAAUAUAAGUAUUGACCUGAGUAGAGAUGUUAACGUCACAGGGUAAAACGCAUAUACGAAUCACUGGCAUUCUUCAAACGCAUAUAUGCGUUUACCCUCAAGGUACAGAUCGUACCAUCACAGGGUGUCCGAAAAAUGUUGGAGUUACUUGAAAAAGGAGGUCCGGAAGGUGAUUUGAAACAACUUUUUCCUUAGCGAAAAUGUUGUCCAAGGCUUC